AACUUCUGCCUUUCACCUGUGACUAUCCCAGUCUGCAGGAGAGCAACAAAUGGCCACAGCGCGUCCAUCUCAGCCCCCAAACCUGUGGUGGUCUCCCUGCUUGAAGGAGGGAAAGACCCCUGGAUCCCAGAUGUUCGUGGCCUGGAGGACAUGUCAGGAGACCUCAGCCCAGCAGGACAUGGAGUCACAACUGUUCAGGAGGGUCUACAGAAUUGUGAUGUGACUGAAAGGCAGUGUGGUAGUGUCUUGGUGGAAGAAAUCAGAAAGGAUAUCCAAGGGGAUCUGGAACGAGUAGAGCACCUCAAGAAGCAACAGGGAAACCCUGCAGGAGAGAUUGUGAGGAAUCUCCUGGACUGCAGCACAGGUCAAAAACAACCUGAAGAUGCAAGGAGUAAGGAAGUGUGCCAGGAAAAAGGACAGAACCCAAGUGCUGAGUGUGGAAAAAGCCUGAAAAGGAAUUCCAGCCUUGUUAACCACUGUUGUGUACUCUUAAUGAAGAGCUUGUACAAGUGUUCAGACUGUACAAAAAGCUUCAAAUGGAAAUCCCACCUCACCUUCCCUCAGCGCAUCCACACAGGAGAGAGACCCUUCAAAUGUCCUGAGUGUCCAGAGAGCUUCAGAACCAGUUUCCACCUCACCUGCCACCAGCACAUCCACGCAGGACAGAGACCCUUUAAGCACACGUCAGCAGUUUGUGACGUGGUUCGGCUCGGUUCUGUGACUGAUGAAGCAGGAGGAGCCAUGGACCCACGCCCCAGAAAAGGGAAAAUGGGAAAAGGAAAAAAGGGAAAGAGGAAAAGGGAAAAGAAUAGACAGAAAUGCCUAACAUCGAAACAGUGGCAAUGAUCUGAGGAGGAAAGCUAAUUUACUAGAAAAUAUAUCAGAAUGCAAGAUAACACAAUAUACUGUAAUCUAAUUGGAAUUGAAGUUAAUAAAUCAAAUAAAAAUGAGAGAGAGAGAGAGUUCAAAAGCUGAA
Messenger RNA from Meleagris gallopavo (turkey), 976 nucleotides. The record is from RefSeq and is a predicted model, not a curated record. NCBI's taxonomy places the organism in Eukaryota, Metazoa, Chordata, Aves, Galliformes, Phasianidae.